Auanema sp. JU1783 is the source of this 2586-nucleotide messenger RNA. The record is from the annotation of a GenBank genome assembly. NCBI's taxonomy places the organism in Eukaryota, Metazoa, Nematoda, Chromadorea, Rhabditida, Rhabditidae.
AUGGCCCCCUCCGGUGGAGGAAAUAAACGGGCUGAUGCUAUAUUCGAAGGAUUAUCCAAAGGAUUCAAAUCGUUCAUACUCUAUUAUUCUUCUGAAUUACGACGACUUCGUCAGGAGUUUGAAGAUGCUGAUGAUGAACGCCGAGCCGAAAUUCAAGACGAACAAGUUCUAGCCGAAGAAAAUUUACUUUUAUAUGAGUCACAUAAUCAACGUUUAACGAAAAUAUUUGAGAAAUAUCGUUCUGGACAUUAUGAUUCUCUUAAAGCGCGCUCUUCAUCCAUAACCGAUCUCAGAGCAGCACUUGGAGGGAGAAGUACUGAUCGAGGUACCUCACCUAUCGACAUGGAGCUCCAAAGUAUGAUGGGAAGAAUUGUUGUUGAAGUGAAAGCCAUUGCUGGCUUUGCCCGUAUGUCUCCAGGAGACGUUUUCGAAGUUCAAAUCCGACACGGAGCUCAAAAAUGGAAAACAAGAGGCAAGACGCAAGCAGAUCGUUCACAAAAAUGGGAAAAGUUCCAAGCAACUUUCCAGUGUUUACCUGAAUGCACCAUUGACGUUAAAGUUUCUGAAUGCACUUUCUUCAAAACGAAAACGUUGAGUGAACGUGCUUUUGAGCCAUGUGAACUGUUCUCUUCACAACCACAACUCGUGACAAUGAAUUUAAAUAGUCUCGGUACUAUAAAAUUACAAUUAAUCGUCACCUGGGUACCACUUCUGUCUUCUAAAACGAUCUCGAGGCCUUUAGAGCCAAAAAUGGACACAAUGAGUUCCAUUGAAAAAAAGCCGAGAGUUGUUUUGCGUGAGAAGAAACGUGGAUCAGCUGCUCGAGUUGCCAUGAAGGAACAAUGGAGAUCUUCCACUAACUUAUUAGAUUGUAUUUAUCAUGAUGUAAGCAAAACAAUUCCAACUGUAGAAGCCAUGUCAACACUUGAUUUACGGAAGGGCCGUGGACAUCCAUCGCCUGUAGUCAAUAACAGAAGAAGCAUUAGUUUAGCACAUCUCAGUGCUGCUCCUAAUGAUAGCCCAGACAGUAUGAGAGCUUUCAACAAAACAUUUGCCGGUAUGAGUGGUGGAGACAGUGGAGCUGCUUCUGAAACAAGUUCUGAAAAAUCAGCUGUCGUUAUGGAGUUAAUGGAAGCAAUUGACGAUAUAAUGCCAAUGGCUGACAGAAUAGCUUCGGAAAUGUAUCCUGAAUUACAGGCCCUUGUUGAUUACUUGAAACAAUGGCACAAAGUUCUUCAGCGUCGAAGAAAUCAUUCUCAUCAUUCACCUGUUCGUAGUGGAACAGCUCUCACUACUAGCACUGUUAGUGAUGAGUUGGAUGAUAAUGUCCUCAUAUCAGGCGAUGGACAUUCUGAGAAUGACAGUGGUAUAGAUUCGCUGCGACAACACUAUUCUCCAUAUGUCAGUGAAGGAACACGAAAGAAAUAUGGGGAGAGUGGGGGAAGAAAAGAAGGACGUCGUUUCCGACAGUUGAAAGAUCGUAGAAAGUCACUGGGCGCUUUGAUUGAUCCUAAUAAUAUUGAGCAAAUGUAUUUGGAUUCUGAUCGUUUCUGGGAAAGCCACGAGGAAGACUACAGGAGUGGCGCCACAGGAAACUCUGAGAUUGAUUCUUGCCUCCGAUAUCAUUUGAAUCGAGUUCACAAUUGCCUGAAGACAUUAGACGAAAUCGGAAUGAAUUGUCCUCUUGUUUACAAGUCAACGGAGAUGCUCAAGCGACUAGAGAUUGAAACUGUUACCUUAGAUGAUCUUCUAAGGCUUGUCGCUAUGCUCCCAGCAUUGCCCAAUGUUUCCAACAUUCUGAGCGAAAUCGGAGCCGAUUCUGAGUUACAACAAAUUUGGCUUGGCACAUGUUAUCCUUUGAAUGCUAUGCUAAUGGUGCCUCGGGAUGAACUUAGAACUCAAAUACGUUUAAACAUAUCACAUAUUGUUGAGAAAAACUAUCCUCAUCUUGUCAACCGAGUGGCUGAUUCAAUUUUACGUUUAAUUGCUGACUGUGUGCAAGACUCAACCCAGCAAGUCACAAUAUUCCAUUUCAUCGGAAUUUUCAAAGGACGUCAUUUUGCUUCAUAUAUUGAGAAUUUGAGUCAUGAUGCUUACAUGGUUUCUGAGUUGGAAAGAUUACAACCAUCUAAAGUAAUACACGUCGUUGAACGGUUAUCAAAUGUUCCCGUUGUGCCACCUUUAGAAACAUUGAAACAUCUAGGAAUGCUUUUAAUACAUAAUGAACCCUUGAAUCGUACAACUACUGAAAGUUACUUGAGAUCUGCUCGUGGUCAUUUGAUGUCAGACUUGUUAUCAUCUUAUCUUUGCUUGCUGGAAGCUGAAGAAGUACCUGCUAGGAUAGGAGCUUUGCGAUCAUUACAAGUUCUGAAUAACCCAAGAAUAGCGAAGCAAGUUAGUCAUCUUGCCGAGAACGAUUCAUCAGUAGAAGUACGUCUUGAAGCUUCUCAGCUUUUGGCAUAUUUGUCACCCCAAUUAACUUCCAAGCCAAACGGAAUGAAUUAUCCAUCUUAUUCCAAACAAUCAAAGAACUCAGUUAAUACCAACUUAUCUCAAGACUUGACAGAAGAAACGACAAGAAUUUAA